This is a messenger RNA of Culex pipiens pallens (northern house mosquito), 2071 nucleotides long. Its product is annotated as zinc finger protein GLIS1-like. Gene Ontology annotation, molecular function: RNA polymerase II cis-regulatory region sequence-specific DNA binding; DNA-binding transcription factor activity, RNA polymerase II-specific. The record is from RefSeq and is a predicted model, not a curated record. Gene Ontology annotation, cellular component: nucleus. The transcript has 5 exons. Gene Ontology annotation, biological process: regulation of transcription by RNA polymerase II. The coding region runs from base 951 to 1364 and encodes 137 amino acids. Lineage: Eukaryota; Metazoa; Arthropoda; Insecta; Diptera; Culicidae.
GGAAUCCGUCCGCCGGUGGUCAGAUUGCUUGCCAAUGUUGAGGUACUGGUCCACCGGUGAACGGAUUCCUGGGCAAUGUUUUGCAGGAGGAAUCCACCAACGGGUGGACGGAUUGUCUGCCUAAGUUGGCAAGGGGAACAGGUCCACCGGUGGAAUGAUUUCUUGGCAAUAUAAACGAUCAGUGAAGGGUUUUCUUUUCAUAAAUUCACUUCAAUUAUUUAAUGAAUAUUUUUUUUUUUUCAAAACAGGUUUACUAAUUAUUUUAUUCUAGUUUCAGGCCGUCUCGUGAUCGCUCAACCAAGAUGUGCCAAAUAGGUGAACGUCGCCGGUUGAACCUUCCCGUAUUUUCGUAUCGAUACCAUCACCAUCCGCGAGAACCCGAGAUCAACCGCUUUUGAAUCGGUAUGACCUAGGUUACGACCAAUUAUGUGCUGUACUAAUUAUCUAAUUAUUAUGCAACUAACUUAAUUCUAAAUUUUAGGCCGGCUCUAGAAAUUCUGAGCCACUCCGAACCAGAGGAUAUCAGCAAGCGCGGCAGCACAGGGCACGGAUUGGCCUACCUCGAACCGGAAUUCCACGCUCCAGUAUUCGGUACUCGCCAAACUCGUUAGUCUCGCUGGUGAAAGCUUCUCGUAGCAGCAGUACUAGCGGCUCGUACGGACAUCUGUCGGAUAGUGCGCUGGGACCGGCGCUUUUGCCGGGUCUACCCGGACAUCACCUGCCUACAGCCAGCAUGUUCCCGCUUCACCAUCCGCUGCAGCUGGGACAUUCUUUGGCCAAGUCGCAGCAAAUCAACGAUCUCUCUAACAAUACGCAGGAAUAGACAACCUCCGUGUCCAAUCAGUGACCCGACAAGAGGCGGACAGCACAAGCAAUGAUCUGCAGAAGACAUCCCGCGUCAUACGUGAACCUUCCCCGCACGUCCUAAUGCACAAGAGAACGGGUCGGCCAUGUUUGAAGUUUGCUGCAAGGCAUACUCCCGGCUUGAGAACCUCAAAACCCAUCUGCGAUCACACACCGGCGAGUACCCGGGUUGUAGCAAGGCGUUCAACAACGUGUCCGACCAUGCAAAACACCAGAACCGCACCUACAUCAUUGCGAAUCACUACCCGGAGGACAUGCAGAGUGGCAAGACAACGAGCAUGAGCAGUCGGAGCAUCAAGUCGGAGUCGGACACACACUCGCCGGGUCAACCGCCGAUCAGUAGUCCGAUGUCGAUCUCGGCGCUUACUGCUAGGCUGAUGGGCGAUUGCGAUGGCGGCGGCGAUUGCAGCUGGGCAGUCUCGAAGUUGAUCCGGCUUGGCCGUACGCGGACGAGGAUUUGGAGUCGCCGAUCUACCAUUCGUCCUGCGGGAAAUUGUUGACCUCGGUGGUCCGGCCACAGCGACAGCUGGUGCUCACCUGCCGGAAGUACUCGGAAUCGGUUCAAGAACCGAAUCAGGCAAUCGCCUGACAAACCUGCUUCCUCGCCCCAGUUUCCUCCUCGAAGGAAGUAAUCGAUACAACGGUGAACAUCACCUUGGCGGCCGGGACAAUUUCCAGCAGCAACGCUUGGACUUUCUCCUGUUCAUUUAGGUCACGGUAACAGAAAAGGUCGGAUCUGCAGAUGAAUAGUAAAUAAAUAUAUUGUACUUCACGAAACAUGCUUUUAUGAAUAAAAAUAAAAAAUUUCGCUGUUAAUUUAUUUUCAAUUUCAAUUUAUUUCGGAUUCCAAAAGAAAAACUUAAAGCGCCCAAAGAUAGGCAACCUACAAAGCCUCUAAAGCCAGUGAAAUAUUUCGCCAUGCUCGAACUCGCGGCAGUUCAUGAAAAUCAUGAUUUCGCCAGUUCGACCCACUUUACCAAAAAAAGUGUUAUCCGAGUUGAACUCCAAAAAUCAUGAUAAUUACCAUUUUUUUGGUUCUUUUUGGUAAGCGUGUAUAUGAAUUCCGUUUUAAACGAAAUAACCGUUUCCGCGAUCGAACCGGUUUAUGCGGAAUUCUUAUACGGUUCGAAUCAAAUUUCGUUUCAGAUUUCGAGUUGAACUGGCGGUGUAGACUCUAAAAGUGGAAUUGGGAAAUUUGCAAAAUCAA